CGUUAGAUUGGCAUUCCUUAUAAGAGCUGGACUGAUCUGCAUAUCCUCAUUCGGUUAACUGCUGAGUAAUUGGAUCAUCAGCAUAGCAACGAUGUGGAGGCACGUUUGGCCGAGAUCCGCUGCUAUUUCCGGCGUACGAGGGCUGCGACGAUCGUGCAGCGUUAGACGCGUGCACUCCUGUGCUUGUGACUGGGAGCAGCUCACCAUACCUCCUCUCUUCUCUUCUCGAAUUCUCUUUCGCAAUGCAUCCGCAUCUGUUCCAUCUGUGGAGAAAGUUAUUAAUUCAUACGCCGGCAAGAAAUGUUUCUUUUCAAGUCAAGCUUUGGUUGAUCUUCCAGUUGGUGGGAUAGUUGAGGUGCCCUUAGCGCAAACUGGUGAAGGUAUUGCUGAAUGCGAACUUCUCAAAUGGUUCGUAAGGGAGGGAGACCAAAUUGAAGAAUUUCAGCCCCUAUGUGAAGUUCAGAGUGAUAAAGCAACUAUUGAAAUAACAAGUCGUUACAAGGGAAAAGUUUCACAGAUUCUUUAUAGUCCUGGUGACAUAGUGAAGGUUGGAGAAACUCUUCUCAAGAUGGCUGUGGAAGAAUCUCAGGUCCCAUCUGUGAGUUCUGAUGGUUUGGAAAAUACAACACAUUUGAAUUCUGAGUUGUGUAAAGAAAACAUUGGAGGAGUUCUUGCAACUCCUGCUGUUCGGAAUCUGGCAAAGCAGUAUGGUGUAAAUAUAAAGGACAUUCAUGGAACUGGUAAAGAUGGGAGAGUUUUAAAAGAAGAUAUCCAAAAAUAUGUUGACAGCAAAGGAACUAUGAAUACAGAAUCAUUUGCAACUUUACAUGCAAGUUCAUUAGAACAUGUGGUGGUAAAAGAGGAGAAAUCGUCAUAUCAGUUAGCUGCAGAUGGAUCUCAGUAUGAAGAUAAGACAAUUCCCCUGAGGGGUUUUCAGCGUUCAAUGGUUAAAUCUAUGACCAUGGUUGCCACUGUCCCUCAUUUUCAUUAUCUAGAAGAGAUGAAUUGUGAUGCUCUUGUGGAGCUUAAAGCAUCUUUCCAAGAUGCAAAUUCUGAUCCAAAUAUCAAACACACUUACCUGCCGCUCUUAAUAAAGUCACUUUCGAUGGCAUUGACUAAAUAUCCCAUUUUAAAUAGUACCUUCAGCGAGGAAUCAUAUGAGGUUAUAUAUAAAGGAUCCCACAAUAUUGGAAUUGCUAUGGCUACUCCGUACGGUUUAGUGGUACCAAACAUAAAGAAGGUUCAGUCAUUGUCCAUCCUGGAGAUUACAAAGGAGCUGUCACGGUUACAGCAUUUGGCAUUAAAUAACAAGCUUAGCUCCGAGGAUAUCUCUGGUGGAACAAUAACUUUAAGCAACAUUGGAGCAAUCGGUGGGAAGUUUGGCUCUCCCCUCCUCAACUUGCCUGAAGUUGCUAUCAUUGCAAUUGGUCGAAUCCAGAAACUUCCACGUUUUGCUGACGAUGGAAAUGUGUAUCCUGCAUCCAUUGCCAAUGUAAAUAUUGGAGCAGAUCACAGAGUUGUGGAUGGAGCAACUGUUGCAAGAUUUUGCAAUGAGUGGAAGCAUUUAGUUGAAAAACCUGAGCUGCUCGUUCUACACUUGAGAUAGAACUCCCUA
Molecule: messenger RNA, 1615 nt
Organism: Telopea speciosissima
Lineage: Eukaryota; Viridiplantae; Streptophyta; Magnoliopsida; Proteales; Proteaceae
Product: lipoamide acyltransferase component of branched-chain alpha-keto acid dehydrogenase complex, mitochondrial-like
Exons: 8
Coding region: 92-1606 (504 amino acids)
Cellular component (GO): mitochondrion; cytoplasm
Molecular function (GO): acetyltransferase activity; lipoic acid binding
Source: RefSeq, a predicted model, not a curated record